AUGGGUGAUGAUUUAAUAACACUUUCACUUUGUGAACAUUCAAUCAUAACUGGUGGAACAUUUGGAUGGUGGACAGGUUAUCUUGCUAAUGGUGAAGUGAUCUAUGAUAAAGUAUAUCCAUCUGAAUGUGAAAGACGGGAAUAUUACUAUCCACCAUGGUUUCUGAUAGAUGGAAAGUUUAGAGCACGUAAAAAUAGCCACGUUUUAUUUACAUAUGCUUCACGUAAUGCAAUUAAUGAUUCCACUGAGCUCUCGCUCAAGCGACCUCUUUUCUCAUUAACAAUAACUCCACCGGCUGAAAAAUGUCUUUCUGAUUCAGCUGAUGAAGCUUGUAUAACCAAAAUACGUUUAGCAAUUAUCGAUAAAACUGGUAAUCAUCUUUCAUUAUUUUUCCAAAAUGCUAAAAUCUGGUAUCGUUGA
Messenger RNA from Rotaria sp. Silwood2, 420 nucleotides. NCBI's taxonomy places the organism in Eukaryota, Metazoa, Rotifera, Eurotatoria, Philodinida, Philodinidae. The record is from the annotation of a GenBank genome assembly.